AUGGACCCUUCCCAGGCCGAGCUCAACGCCAUCACAACUCUAGAGCACGUGGCCCAGUGGGCCGGCCUGGACGACUCACUACGAGACACUCUGAUCCGAGACCUUGGGUCACCCAUCAACCUGAGGGACGUCGCAUUCAUCAAGCGCCAUGUUUGGGACGCUGCAGUUCUUCUUAUCCGUAGGGCAGUCCCUCCGGCAUCCGCUGGGGACAAACCGACGGAAAGGGAGCUGACACCUGUUGAACAAUCACGGCUCGAAGUGUUCCGGAGAGUGGCUCUUCUAAAAGUUAAGAGGACGCCAGACACUGCGGGGAACGAGGAGGUGGCGGGCCCAUCCAAACCUCCGGCCCACGGUGAACCUCAUACAAAUCAGAGCAUUCCCAAUGAUGUGGUAGCUCACGUGGGGGAUGCCGAAAUAGGUUUUGAAACUGAAGGGGGCAAAUUGCAACAAAGCUCGGUCAGGGCCAUGUACCUCAGGUACAAGGCCCGUUUCGGGGUAGAGCCACCACACGACAACGACCCGAGCUUGGAGCAACUAUCGCUGUUGGCACUUCACAUCAAAGCCGGCACCAUACCUUACUUCGACAUGGCGAUGUGGGAACCUGAUGGGUCUCCCAGGCCGGACAAGGCAUCCUUCAAGAGCAGCACCUUCGAAGGGCCGACCGGCGAAGUCGUCAAAGUAGACACUCCGGGACCAGCAUCAGUGGAUUCCUGGGAGAAAUUAUUCAAGGUGUACAUUGUUGCCAUGACCUUGCUAGGAGCUUCCGAACCUGACGAACUUGACAAAUAUAGGGAGUUCGUGAAAGGACUUAGCGAUCGCUUCGGUCCGUCCUGCUGGGGAUUUAUAUGCAGAGCGGACUCCAAAAUGAGAUCUCAGCAUAUCGAAGAAAUUCGCAAGAACCUGGAAAUCGAGGGGGUCCCAAGCUCGAGCCCAUGGUCAGCUGCUUUCACAGAAGCGGUGAGGGCUCAAGACUUUUGGGACGCGGAAGUGAUUUCCCCGAGCACCACGCUCUUGGGGAGGAACCGCGGCACUUUAGUCGGCUUGAGCUCGGAAUCAUCGGUGGAAUCCUCGCCAGACAGAUCACCGAGUCGACGGGAGAGCCCAAAGAGCUCGAAGCCCAAGGUAUCCAAGAAAGGCAAGAAGAAAUACACCGGCGAGAACAAGUCACGUGCGCUUACCACCGGAGCCAUCAAUGCAACCACUGCUUGGGCCCGCACCAAGCAACACAAUGCCCGACCAAAAGCACUUCAGAAGCUCACUUGUCACUUGUCGGGUGAAUCUUCACCUCCGGCACAAUCAGCGCGUUCCGAUCGGAGGGCAUCUGCCCCCGAGAGCGAAACUCUCGGACAGGAAAGACCCAAUUCUCCGGCAGGCCUUCCACCGCAUAAGAGACACCGAACCAACCACUCGGACGAGUGUGCGGCCCCUGGCUCUUCGGGUAUCCGCCUGGUGCCAAGGGGUCGAUCUCCGUUGCCGCGGAAGAGGCAGCCGCCAUACAAGACAUCUGAGCCCGUCCUGACAGACGGAUCCAUACCCAAACCACCCAGGUGGCAUCAGUAUGCGUAUGGAGCGACCAACAUCCUGCCCGAACGCUGGGCUCGCCGCCCCCGUGCCUUACUGCUGUUCAGAAACAUCCUGCGGGAAGUUCAGGAGGGUGUGUUCGACUGUGUGGGCAUUUCCCCGCCGUCUGAGACGUUGCCCCGGUCGGGGGGCAGUUGUUCGGGCGCUGAACCGUUGCGGGACCUAGAACGCCCAGACGGGCUCGGCCGCAAGAACUUAUCAAAGGCCAAGUACGAGCAGCUGUUGAAGGCCAACCAGAUUUUCGAAUUAUCGGCCGAAGCGGUGAAGUACCAACUCAGGGAGCACAGAGCAUUCUGGUUGGAGAGCUCGGAUGACAGGAACAAAGCAGACUUUUGGAAAACGACGUGGGGAACUUCCGUGGAGAAACACGCCCUCGUGGAAAAAGCGGCUUUCGAUCAAUGCAUGUUUGGAGAGGAAGUCCCAAAGCCCACAAAGAUCGCGCACUUCGGGCUAGACCUUUCCCAGCUCAAAGGGAUCAGGUGCACGCACCAGAACCGCACUUGGCUCAAUGCUGACGGCAGCCAGUACCGGGCCAAGCACAAAUGGACAAACGCACCAAAGGCAUUGGGAGUCAGCCUGUGCCGCAUCCUGGCCAAGGCGGUCCUCGAGAUCGACCAGCCGAGGCCGAAGGGGCUACUGGAUGUCCGCACCGAGGCCCUCCCAUGA
Molecule: messenger RNA, 2247 nt
Organism: Cladocopium goreaui
Lineage: Eukaryota; Dinophyceae; Suessiales; Symbiodiniaceae
Source: the annotation of a GenBank genome assembly